Messenger RNA from Gasterosteus aculeatus aculeatus (three-spined stickleback), 2403 nucleotides. It is a transcript of the gene arl15a, whose product is annotated as ADP-ribosylation factor-like 15a. The record is from RefSeq and is a predicted model, not a curated record. Gene Ontology annotation, molecular function: GTPase activity; GTP binding. Lineage: Eukaryota; Metazoa; Chordata; Actinopteri; Perciformes; Gasterosteidae.
CGUAGCGGCGUGGGGCUCCGCUAGUUUCCUCAAGCAAACCACCCAACUGAUACAGUGAUAGAACAACUGGAAGUGGGCCGACUGGCGAGGGGGCUGCUUAGUCGGACAGAAGGCACACGGGCCGAGCCGCCCUCGUCGUCAGCACCACACUCGGUCGCCGGUUCCGAAACGGGUUUUUAAUUCGUUUCUGUUCAAGGGGAAGAAGACGGCGAGAGUCCUCGCUUCCAAACCCACCGAAGGCUGGCUUUUUCCAUUUGUGUCUGUCACUCGGAAGGCGGGGAAUACAAAGCGACGUGCGGUCAAAACCCAUCAACGGUUACAUUUUGGACUCACCGAAGCAACAGAAAACGGCAGGAACCGCAGCGCCAGUUUCGCGGUGCUGUGACGGGACAGCGCAUGGAUUAUCUGUGUUUCCGGGCACUGUGCUGUAAAGGGCCGCCGCCGCCAAGGCCGGAGUACGAUGUGGUGUGCAUCGGCCUGACGGGCGCCGGAAAGACCAGCCUUCUCUCCCGGCUCUGCAGCGAGGGCGCUGACUGCGUCGUUCCCACAACAGGUUUCAGCAUCAAAGCAGUGCCAUUUCCAAAUGCCAUCCUGAAUGUAAAGGAACUUGGAGGAGCGGACAACAUAAAGAAAUAUUGGAGUCGUUACUACCAGGGAUCGCAGGGCGUAGUCUUCGUGUUGGACAGUGCCUCGUCGGAUGAGGAACUCGAGGCUGCACGUAACGAGCUCCACUCGGCCUUGCAGCAUCCCCAGCUGUGCACACUGCCUUUCCUCAUCCUCGCCAACCACCAGGACAAGCCUGCUGCAAGAACGCCAAACCAGGUCAAGAAGUACUUUGAGCUGGAGCCGCUGGCCAGGGGCAAGCGCUGGAUCCUGGAGGGGAGCACCAGCGACCACCUGGAGGCCGUGAAGGAGAGCUUCGCUCAGUUCAUCGGCCUGCUGGAGGACAAAGACUCGGAGCCCGCCCGGAUAUGAGGCUGCCCCCGCAAACGCUCAGAGACGAUAGCGGCCAGCGGCGAAGGAACAUCCCGCCGGGGCCGCGCACACUCCCGCUUUCAUACACAAACCUGCGCGCACGGGCGACGGCGGAUGUCGGCCUCACUCCCUGAGAAGCGUGUAUCCUGUCACCCUCCCUUCACUGAGCUCCCAUCUUGGUUCAAAUCUGAAGAGUGUGUGUGUGUGUGUGCGUCCGUGUGCGUGUGCGUGUGCGUGCACACAAACCCACGUCCACCGUUGCAAUCCGGCAGAGGGGAGGUGUCUUUGAAGCCGAUGUAUUGCAGUUUUGUCAGAAAUACAAAAUGGCCUCUGCGUGACGAAACCAAGGGCAUGUGGGACUCACACACACACACACACACACACACACACACACACACAGAGAGCAGAGCCCAGGUUGUGUGUAGAUGUUUAACCUCUCCAGUGAUUACUUUACAGGGUGUUUGGGUGACGUUGAGGCGGUGUUAUGUACGGUAGCUACAUAUCCGUGUGAAUAUCUAAUCUGAAUAGAGUAGUCUGAGUAUCUCAUGGAGUAUUAUGGAGCCAUACACAAGUACUACUAAUCAUGUGACGGAGUGCUAGUGGACUUCAUUUAGACGGGGCAGAAACAAGUCUGAAUGCUUUUUAUAAAUGUGCAACUUAGAAUAUAUUUUACAGCUGUGUAUGUUAACCACGUAGAGCUCCAUUCCGAUUUUUUAUAUCUCAUACCACCCUUAUGACUUCUUUCAAAUCAAAGACCAAAAGAGACAAACAUAACCACCACACCCACGGAAGUAGCCUCAAGAUAGAGAAAUGUAAUCGCCUCCUUUCACUGUUCAGCAAAAUGUCAUGUUUGCCUUUCUACAAUUUUUCUGUAACGCUUUUUCUUUACCGACAUAAUUCCUCUCGGCGGUGGCGCGCGCCUCCCGUCUCCCAUCGGGGUGGAGUACAAACUAUCAAUCAGCCACAGCAACAGCUGCAUCUGCCAAGUCCCUGUCCGACACCCUAAUGCCUUCCAACUGUCCACGGAGACCCCCCCCCCCCCGGGCCCCCGCUGGGUUCUUGGGGGGGUUCCUCCCUCCCGGAUGCCAUCGUUCUGAAAUGAGCUUGUCGUUGUGCCACAAGUGUGCUUCAGUAGAUGGGCGCCUCCUCGCUUGCUUGUGUCCCCGCUGUCGCUUUGUUCCGUGGUCGGGUUUUUAGAACAAUUUCAUCUGUUUUUGUACCUGACACGAGGUAGUUUUCUUCUUCUUAACAACCUGUAUGGACCAGUGCAUUUGAUCGCUCCAAUGCAGAAUAAAUAAUUGGACUUUGCAUAUCAUCUACCCACAAAGGUUUUUCAACAUAUCACAGCAGUCUUUGUUUGUUUUUGUAUUUAGUUUUUUUCAAUCAUCAGUGUUGUCAAAAAUUGUAAUUAAAGUUUUAAAAGUGGAA